Oryzias melastigma (Indian medaka) is the source of this 5833-nucleotide messenger RNA. Its product is annotated as gamma-aminobutyric acid receptor subunit alpha-2. Gene Ontology annotation, molecular function: GABA-gated chloride ion channel activity; benzodiazepine receptor activity; GABA-A receptor activity. The record is from RefSeq and is a predicted model, not a curated record. Gene Ontology annotation, biological process: signal transduction; nervous system process; synaptic transmission, GABAergic. Lineage: Eukaryota; Metazoa; Chordata; Actinopteri; Beloniformes; Adrianichthyidae. Gene Ontology annotation, cellular component: dendrite membrane; GABA-A receptor complex; neuron projection. Bases 1056 to 2423 code for a protein of 455 amino acids. The transcript has 10 exons.
GUCAGAAGAGAGAAAAGCUUUUUCAAUAUAUGCCAAAUGUAACUGUUAAAACAGGAGCAAAAGGAACGUGUAAUAAAAUAGUUUGUUGUGUGUUUCACUGCAGCACAUAAACGUGUGAAGCACUUAGAAAAUAAUAUUUUUUUUUUACGGGAUGAGCUGGACAAAUACAUUUUUUUUCACUCUUAACAUAUCACUCAUAAUUUGGUGUUGAAAUUAAUAGCUGUUUGCACCAAAACACACAGUUGUAGACAAAACAAAGGGUCAAGGGUGCUAUAUUCAAUUUGUCUCCCACACACAUAUUUGGAAAAUCAACACAAGAAAAAAAUUUUUUAUUUAAUGUAUUUAAAAAAUAUAUACUAGGUAUUCUGGAAUGGUUUAUUUUUUAUUUUUUUGUUAUUCUAUAAGGACAAUAAAUUAGUAGAAAUGAACAUCUAAAGAUGUCUUAACAUCAAACCUGCACACAGAUUAAUAUUCAGCAUUGUCGUGCAGACUGAAAUUCCCAUGCACAGGCUGCAGGAGGAAACCUCGACGCAUACCUGACUGGCUUUAGGACCCAGGGGCGCCGCUUCUUUGUAGUUUUUGAGAUGCUGAGGAGACUGAGACGCGCUUCUUGCCUAUCACGAUUCACAUCGCGCCUCUACGAGCUGAGGAGGAUGCUGAACAUGGACAUCUGAAGCCCGCUCUGGCAGCUUUUUUUCAUUUUUUUCUUUUUUUAGUUGUGCCUCUUUUUUCCCUCCAUCACCUCUCUUUCUAUCUCAAACCCACACACAGAUAUUUUUUUAUGAAGCAGGCCAUUUUUUGGGGGGUGAAAUCGCAGGAUUGUGUGACAGCAAACACAUCUCAGGAGCAUUCCUCUUGCUGGCUGGAACCAUGAUUUAUGGAUGCCUGCAGCUCGGUUGUAAUCACAGGCUCGUAACGGUCUCAUCACAGGAGGAGGGAGCAGGCAAUUUUCCUUAACUUUCUAAGGCAUCUUGCAAGAUUCUGCUGCAGCAAAGGGACACUUCUUUUCAAUUUCCUCUUGAGCGGCUGCCCUGCCUCUGGGUGCUGAAGCGGCCAUGUGGAUCAAGGAAGGCGCUCCUUCACUCCUCAUCUGCCUGCUGGCACUCACAACUCUCUGGAAAACCAGAUCGGUGAAUGCUGAUGCCACAUCGGAUGCCUUUAAAACCAACAUCACCCUGUUCACGCGCAUCUUGGACAGACUGUUGGAUGGCUAUGACAACCGUCUGCGGCCUGGUCUUGGAGACAGGGUAACUGAGGUGAAGACCAACAUCUACGUCACCAGCUUUGGACCCGUUUCAGACACAGACAUGGAGUACACGAUAGACGUUUUCUUCCGGCAAAGCUGGAAAGACGAGAGGUUGACAUUUCACGGACCAAUGAACAUUCUGCCUCUCAACAACCUCAUGGCGAGUAAGAUCUGGACCCCAGACACCUUCUUUCACAACGGGAAAAAGUCUGUGGCUCACAACAUGACCAUGCCAAACAAACUCCUGAGGAUCAAAGACGACGGGACUCUGCUGUACACCAUGAGGUUAACUGUGCAUGCUGAGUGCCCCAUGCAUCUGGAGGAUUUCCCCAUGGACUUCCAUUCCUGUCCACUAAAAUUUGGCAGCUAUGCGUACACAAUCUCAGAAGUCACUUACGCGUGGACCCGAAACGCUUCUGACUCAGUCGUGGUUGAGGGGGAGAGCUCUCGCCUGAACCAGUAUGACCUUCUUGGGCAAACUGUCGGUCAAGAAACCAUCAAAUCCAGCACAGGUGAAUACACCGUGAUGACGGCUCAUUUCCAUUUAAAGAGGAAGAUCGGUUACUUUGUCAUCCAGACGUACCUGCCGUGCAUCAUGACCGUCAUCCUUUCCCAGGUCUCUUUCUGGUUGAACAGAGAAUCUGUGCCUGCUAGGACUGUGUUUGGUGUGACCACUGUUCUGACAAUGACAACUCUGAGCAUCAGUGCGAGGAACUCGCUGCCGAAAGUUGCGUACGCCACUGCCAUGGACUGGUUCAUCGCUGUCUGCUACGCCUUCGUCUUCUCCGCUUUGAUUGAGUUUGCCACCGUCAAUUACUUCACAAAGCGAGGCUGGGCUUGGGAUGGAAAGAGUGUCGUGAGCGAGAAGAAAAAGGAGAGGGCAUCUGUCAUGAAGAAGAACAAUGCCUACGCUGUAGCAGUCGCCAACUACGCACCAAACAUUGCCAAGGACUCCAGCACCCUUCCCACCAUUGCCAAAGGUGGCGCUGCAGAUCCAAGCAAGCCCAAAUUGGAGGGUAAAGCCCAAGACAGCAAGAAGACAUUUAACAGCGUCAGCAGAAUCGACAGGAUGUCCCGGAUUAUGUUUCCCGUCCUCUUUGGGACAUUCAACCUGGUCUACUGGGCCACAUACCUAAACAGAGAACCCGUUAUAAAGGAUAUGGUCCCCUCCAAUUAGAGACCAGGUUUAUCGGCUUCUGGUCAGGGAGCUUCGACAUGAACCAAAUUCCUCCAGCAACUGUGUAAUACCUUUGCAGUCCUGGAUUGCAGUGUGAUCCUCUCUCUCUGCCUGUUUUCUACACUGUCUGCAGCACUUUUGAAAAGCCUGGCUUUUGUAAAUGUGUACGUAUGUUUAUAUUCAUGGUCUCAUGGUGACAUAUAGCGUGAUCACUUUGACUAAAGUGCAUAUAUACUGAAGGUUUGUUUCCGAAUACAGUAUGUGUCCACUGUACGUACAAAUCCAAACACAAAUGGAUUCUAAGUGUGUUGAUUUAUGUUGAUGAUACCCACUUUUUGAUAUCACACACGAUAUAUAUAUAUAGUUAUAUAUAAAUAUAUAUGAAUAUAUAUUUAAUUUUUGAGUGAGAGCGAUUGAUAAUUUAAUUUUUCUUUUAUUCCUUGCUGAAAAGAGAGGCCUGACUCUUUCUUUCUCUUCAAGCCAAUGCAAAAACACACUUGUAUGAUACCGCAUUUUUACAGUUUAUGACUUGUAUUAUUGUCUGUGAAUCAUUGACUGUAUAUGAGAACUGGACUGAGUGCCCCCCUCCCCUCUAGCAUUCCAAACAGGAAGUAUCCGCUGCCUCCAGGAAGCUAAAAUUGCAUUAGUCUUUAUAUUUGUCAGAAUAACCAUCCUCUUUUUUUGAUAUGUUCUUGCUAAUCUUAUGUAUUUAUGACAUUUUUUGUAGUUGUAAAUUGACCAAUCAGAUACCUCAAGAAAAGUGGGCGGUGCCUGCUUGCCCCCACGUCAAACAUUUAAAACUUUUGGCGGAUUUUGUGUAGCAGUGGAGAUAUGGACUUUCAACAAGCUCACUCCUGAUUGGCAAGACAGUGAAGACGUUGAUUCAGACCAAUCACGCCUUACUGUUGAUAUCUGGGUCCAAUAUGGUUGCUUCCAUGUCACAAAAAAAGGCGACUGAAUUGACUUCCUUUUGUUGGAACUGGAAGUAAGUCAUGUUUUAUUUCAUCACAUUCACUCAGUCCAGUUCUCCUAUGCAGUCAGUGCUAUGAACACAUCAGUAUCAUCAGUUCGUUACAUACAAACCAAAACACUUAAGAUCAAAUACGUUGUAUUGCGAUCUGAUAGAUUCACAUAAAGAAAACAAAUCUGAAAGUUAAAUUAGAACUGCAUAAGUGUUUGUCAUAAUCAGUGGACACAAGAGCUACUCUAUUUUGGCUGUUUUUGGUUCUGGCAUCUCUUCAAACCUUCGCCGAUGACUUUUUCCUUUGCCUGCUUGUAAACCAGUUUUAUGUUUGCCAUUUGAAAGUGGAAGAAAACACAGUUUGCCAAAGCCUUAGACUGUAUAAAAAUAUCCACAUAGCCACAUUGAUAGCAGUCAUUAGCUUAGACACUUUGUGUUUGUCAAGACUCCUUUCCUAUGUUUUAGAGACUCGAUAUGAUGAAUGGAUGAAGAUGAAACCCUGAAACAGUAACAACCACUUUUUAUUUGUGCAUCAACUCAGAUCUCCAGCUACAUCUGAUCACAGUGCAGUGUGAGCCUCUCCAUUGACCACAUAGGACAUAUUGAUAAAGUACCCGUAUCGUUUAUAUUUUUUUAGCAGUGUUCUAGCAUACGCAAAACACCCAUAAUACAGUAGUAUAUACGAGUUUAACCAAAUAAUUGGGUCAAAAACCACAUCAGGGAGAAAUUUUACAGAUUGCGAUUCAGGGUUACAUGUUUCGCAACCAUUCGCCCCCUGCUGGCCAGUUCAACAGUUUACAGACACAUUGAUAGUGUCCACAUUUGUGAUAGAGAUGUCCAACCAACAUUUUAUAUACAAUCUAUGGUCAAAAGUUUUAUUAAAGAUAGCAUUUUGUAGCUAUACGAUGAAAGUUACCUAUCGAUCGAUCAUCUAUUUAUCUCUCUUUCUCAUUUCUGCAAAGUCACUUGAUGAGUCAGCACUUUGUUUUUAGCGAAAGUAACUCAUUUCAGAUUAAAUUUGUAAAAAUUUUGUAAAAGCAAAAUAAAUAAAAGCAAAAUCAUUUAAUACAUAAACAGGAAGUAAAAAAUAACUUUUUCAAAGUUCAGGAAUAUUUUUCACAAAACUGUGACUAAAAUCUCAUUUGUUCUUGAAGGAAAGCUAGAAUAUGGCAUUUAUUUAACCUGCACUUCUUUAAAAAUAAGAAAUUAAAUGAAUGAAACAAACAAAAAUGUCAAUUUAUUUGUUUAUCACUGUAAUUUUGCAUUGUCAGAAGAUGAUUCAGCACAUUGUUGUUGCUAUAAGUGAGUCAUUUCAGAUCCAAUUAGGUUUUCUCAAGUAUCUUGGGCUUUAUAAAUAAAAUUGAAUUGAAUUUGAAAAGCAAACUGAAGAAAUUAUAUAAAAAAAGUCAAAUAUAGGAAAAACACAAUACAUAAGGAAGAAAAAAAACAAAUUCUGCAGAAAAAAACAACUUCAAAUACAGGGGAACAAAAUGGUCAUUUGUGUUAGCAAACAUGAAGCGUGAUUCUACUUUUUCUCUUUUUUAUUUGAUGAAUUUAGUGUAAUAGAUUCAUAUUCACACCCAUUUUUUCCACUAAAGUGUUGAAUAUUGUUUUAUUUCCUUGUGUUUUUCUGCAAUAAGUGUUACAAUUUGUGGAGGACAGUGAGACGUGUCUUACCCCCAACAGCUAUGUCUGCCAUUGAGACGGGCGCUCAUUAUCUCCAGCCAGCGUGCAACCUUUUUUUAUUCUACAAAUUCAUGAUGUCUGAAGUUAUCGUGGAAUGCUUUUAAAAGAAAUGGGAAUUUGAACACAGGGACCAUUUAUAAACAAACGAGGGCCGCUGUCAAAAUGAAUUUUAAAUCAAAAGCCAUAUGUAGCUCUCAAGAAAUCCAGAAAAGUUAGCUUAAAAAUAACAAGGAUAAUAACAAGAGUGUCACUGCAAAGAAAAUUCAUCAAAGCACUAAGUUGAAGUUGUACAAUUGUUGGUAAAUUAUUUAAGAAAAAUGACUAAAGAAACCAUGACCCAUGAUUCUUUUUGCAAAUCCUCUUUAAUCAAUGUUGUAUAUUCUUAAAGAAAAAUCCUGUCCAUCCCUGUGUCUGCACUCAAUAAUCAUUAUCGUGAACUUUAUUUAUUCUGAUUUGUUUGCUGAAUCAAAUUUUGCAUGUUUUUUCUGGGUAUUUAUUGAUUUCGUUUUUCCUUUUUUUUGUAUGCUAUAACAUAUAACUCACAAUUUUUACAAUAUCCAAAAUGAAACUUAAACAUUCCAGAUAAAAUGAUUGUUUAAAAGAUGGAUGCUUGAUUUGAUGCACAGAGUUUUUAAUAAAACACACAAUUUCCGUUCUUAAUAAACUGUUGUCAUAAUUUUGGAUCAAUUUCACUGUGUAAAAUUGAAAUAAACAGACACUGUGAAUUUGGCCUUUUGUAGCCAUUAAAAAAAACUUUAUUUAA